Ilex paraguariensis (yerba mate) is the source of this 1593-nucleotide messenger RNA. Lineage: Eukaryota; Viridiplantae; Streptophyta; Magnoliopsida; Aquifoliales; Aquifoliaceae. The record is from the annotation of a GenBank genome assembly.
AUGAUGCAAACUAGGUUUCUUCAGCCAUCAUCAUGGCCAUUCCAUAACAUCAUCAACACAACCCUUGAUCAAACUGGAUUUUAUGGUCUUAACAUGGAUACCCUAGUAGUUGAUGACCAUGAAUUCUCUUCCUUAUUCACAAACACUGAGGACUCCUCUGAGAUCUCCUCCGACCCAAAUUUUCAAACCACCUUCUCCUCCGAUGAGUAUGUUCAAUUGCCAAUUUUGGAUGAUGAUGAGAUGCAGGUGAUCACGUAUCCCGGGGAGAAUUUUUGCCAUGAUAUGGCUGAUUUUGAGCCUAUUUCAAGUGGUGCAAUUGAGGAUUUGGGCAUAUGGUUGGAUGAAAGAGAUGGUGAUGAGGGAUAUAUUCCACCAGAGCUGUCUAAUGAAUUAGAUUUAUGGUCCCCUUGUCUCUCUGUGAAAUCUAGUGAGGCUUCCGUGGUGCUACCAUCACUAAUAUUACCAAGGGAUGAAAUGGAAAUUGAUAUCCAGUUGGGCCUUCAUCACCUACUAAAGGCUUAUGGAGAAGCCAUGGAGAUGGGGCAGAGAGAACUUGUUAAGGUGCUCGUGAGAAGCAUAAAGGAGAAAGCUAAUCCGAUUGGGGAAGCGCUUCAACGCGUCACAUUCAACUUCUUCCAAUCCACAGAAAAUCAAGGUGACUACCUGAAACAGGAGUCAAUUAAGAACUUUGAAGCAGCUUUCAAGGCCUUUUACCAGAUGUUCCCAUAUGGGAGGUUUGCUCACUUUGCAGCCAACUCUGCUAUCCUUGAAGCUAUUCCAGAUGAUGCAGAGGUGAUACACAUAGUAGACUUUGACAUUGGAGAGGGGGUUCAAUAUCCUCCCAUGAUUGAGGCCAUAGUGCAGAAGCAAAAGACUUUAAGAUUAACAUCAAUAAAAUCAGAAAACGUUUCCAAUUUUGCGCGGUGGAAGUUUGAAGAUACAAAGAAGCGACUCUUUGAUCAUGCCAGACCAUUUGGUCUGAAAUUGCAAGUGGAAGAGACGAGUAUGAAGGAUUUAGUGAGUGAGAUAAAGGGAUCGAAGGGUGGAGAGAGAGAAUGGUUGGCCUUCAAUUGCAUGGUUGGGCUUCCACACAUGGGGAGGAGGCGUAGUAUGAGUCAUGUCAUGGAGUUUCUGAAGAUAUCCAAGGAACUCUUAGCCUAUUCUGCAACCAGUAAAGGAGUUGUAACUUUUGGUGAUGGAGAAGCUGAGGAAAGACAGAGAAAUUGCUCUGAAUAUGGUUCGUUCUUCGACGGGCAUCUGAGGCACUACCAAGCUUUAAGUGAAUCAAUGGAGUGGAAUUUCCCAGAUUAUCUUACAGAAGCAAGGAUAGCCAUGGAGAGUCUCUUUGUGGCACCUUAUGUCUGCUCUUCUUCUUGGUUCCACAAGUGGGAGGAGACUAGAGAAGGUUUUGAUCUUCAGGAUGGGGCUGGAUUGCAGGGUUGGAGGCUGAACAAAGAAAUGUUAACUGAAGCCAGAGAAAUUGUGAAGAAAGGAGAGAGUUCAUAUGAAAUCAGGAUUGAAGAACAAAUUGAGAAUGAGAUGGUCUUGACAUGGAAAGGAACUCCCUUGGUGAGAGUUUCAACAUGGAUGUAG